AUGACCUGUUUUGAUUAUUCCAGCUUUUGUUUCGCCAUAGUAACUAACGUCACGACGGAAAACCUAACAAUAGAUGAAAAAAAUGACGCAUGGGGGUGUAGUUUCAUUGGGGAAACCGUUCAUCAGUUUAAAUCUGUCGACAAAAUUAAAUACGAGAAGGAGAACGAUGACGUCACCGACACGUCAUACUGCAUGACCCUUCAUAACAACGUGAACAGAACAUUCCAACUGGUCCCACGAAAUCCAUCACACCUCGCCCACCCAUUCUGCUCUUACCACAUCUCCACUUCCCACUGCAGACCGUUGCUCCAGCACGGAAUUGUAUUACUGAUCAACUUACCGAGCUCCCGUAAUUCUAGCGACAAGUAUGGUGAAAAAAUGAUGCGGGCGUUCAACAAACCAGCUUACGAUAAGGAUGGCAACUUAGUAAUAAACUCGCUGUACAGCAACACAAGUCAAUGUUACGUGGUGUAUCAGAAGGUUACAACUUGGUUCGAAGCGAUGAAUUUGUGUGAUAAGUUCGAAGGCAACUUGGUUCACAUGUCGGUUGAUGAAGAGAUUGAUUUGAUGAGUGGGGAUCUUCUGUUGAACAACACCGUAAACUUCAGCAUGUGGCUGGGUCUGACCAGACAACUCUGGACCUGGAAUCACAAAGGCUCGACCAAAAAUAAAUUCACUGAAGAUAAUUUUCAAGUUUUUAUACAUACGCAGCACAUACAUAUCUUGGAUGAAUAUGAAAAACUUCAGCCUCUCAAGCAACCAAAACUAUCUCUACUUCAAUAUUCAUCCGAUGAGUGGAAGCUGAGCCAGAUUUACCAACCGAAAAAUUUUUUCAUCAUCUGCAUGUCUGCUCAAAGAAUGAACAUUAAUAAAUAUGGCGAAAUAGCGCCAAAAGAUCACAAGGGCAAAAGGGUCAAGAAGGUUGGAAAGGUCAAACGGGUCACGGAGGUCGAAACAGUUGUGAGGGUUGGUGUGGGUAGGGUUAGGGUUAGUGAAACAAAUAGUUUAUCAGAUGACCGGACGUUAAAUCUCGUAAAAACUGUUGAAAAUACUGAAAUGAAUCAUGAUUAUUGUUUGAUGAAAAGAAUAGAACAUUGA
Messenger RNA from Helobdella robusta, 1098 nucleotides. RefSeq lists its product as hypothetical. Lineage: Eukaryota; Metazoa; Annelida; Clitellata; Rhynchobdellida; Glossiphoniidae. Bases 1 to 1098 code for a protein of 365 amino acids. The record is from RefSeq and is a predicted model, not a curated record. The transcript is spliced from 4 exons.